UUCCUGUCUGCCUGAGUAUCCAGGUGAAACAAAUCUGACGGAAUAUCUUCUUCCCAUAACAAGCACAGUUGGUUAGACCAGAAGUGCAAGUUGCAGGCAGGGGAAGGACUGGGUCCUGAAGCGAAGCUGAGUCAGCAUCCAGCUGAUGCCAUCUGCCUGCUGAAAAACCCCGUCUUGCCUCACAAGAAGACGAGCGGCUGAGCUGGGCAGGCCUGGGUCUGAGAAGCUGCCUGGCUCUGGGGAACCAGUGAGGAGCCUGCUGCUGGCAGUCAGAUGCUCCUAAGGACUGUAGCCUGCUCCUAGACAUCCACCACCACCCACGGUGACCAGAGGCUACCACCAUGACGAGAGACCUGAAUGGAACCUGGGAGAUGGAGUCUAAUGACAACUUUGAAGGCUACAUGAAGGCCCUGGAUAUCGAUUUUGCCACCCGCAAGAUUGCGGUGCGCCUGACUCAGACGAAGAUCAUCACUCAAGACGGUGAUAACUUCAAGACGAAAACCAACAGCACGUUCCGCAACUAUGACUUGGAUUUCACUGUCGGAGUGGAGUUUGAUGAGUACACCAAGGGCCUGGACAACCGGAAUGUUAAGUCGCUCAUCACCUGGGAAGGCGAUGUCCUCGUGUGCGUGCAGAAGGGGGAGAAGGAGAACCGUGGCUGGAGGCAGUGGGUUGAAGGGGACAAGCUAUACCUGGAGCUGACAUGCAGUGACCAGGUGUGUCGUCAAGUGUUCAAAAAGAAGUGAUGGCUGUGAGGGGGCCUGCUCCACACUCCCAGGGAAGGGCUCUUUACUGGCUUUGAGAAGCAGCCCUGGGGACCCUCCUACUCCUGACUGAGCCUGUUAAGACAUCUAGAUGGUAAUAAACAGAAUGAAUG
Molecule: messenger RNA, 877 nt
Organism: Molossus molossus (Pallas's mastiff bat)
Lineage: Eukaryota; Metazoa; Chordata; Mammalia; Chiroptera; Molossidae
Gene: RBP2
Product: retinol binding protein 2
Exons: 5
Coding region: 342-746 (134 amino acids)
Biological process (GO): fatty acid transport
Cellular component (GO): cytosol; nucleus
Molecular function (GO): fatty acid binding
Source: RefSeq, a predicted model, not a curated record